AUGGAGGGGGAACUUAAGUGUCCCAUGUGCUUGCAGUUCUAUUGUAAUCCGCUUUUAUUACCGUGUUCUCAUUCUAUUUGUGCUUCAUGUGCUUCAAAUAUUCAAGAAUCGUCGCAAACUUUUUUAACGCAGUUAGAAGAAGGUGGAUGUUCCUCUACCCCCGGAGAAGGUGAUUUAAAAGAUUUUCCUGACAUCGAUAAAAUUAGUAUUUUAAGUGAAACAGACAGUGGUGUCGUAUGUAACAGUCGUCCAAGUAGUUAUAUAGGAACACCUAGUAUCGCAAAUAUUUAUCAAACUGUGCAAUUCACUCAAAAUUCUUAUGGAAUUAAAUGCCCUGUGUGUAAGAAAAUUAUUUUGCUGGAUGAAAAUGGAUACAAAUCACUCCCAUGCAACAAAGUGUUGGAGACCAUUGCUGAGAAAUUCAGUCAUAGUAAAUAUAAACCACUAACUCUGUAUGUGAACUGUCAAAUGUGUGAGCACAAUGAAGCAAAAGAAGCAGUUGUCAUGUGUGAACAGUGCAAUGUAUUUUACUGUCAGUCUUGCAAAGAGAGUUGCCAUCCAGACAGGGGGCCACUGGCCAAACACAAUCUCCUGGACACGAUACAGGGGAGAGCCCUGCAGCGGGCCCGCAAUAAGGGAAGAGAACUCCGCUGUCUGGAACAUGAAGAGGAACAACUCGGCAUGUACUGCAUGACAUGCGGUAUACCUGUAUGCUGCACUUGCCAGCAUGAGGGAGGACACAGUCAGCAUGAUGUGCAGGCCAUUGGGGCAAUGUGUAAAGCACAAAAGCUAGACCUUUCUCAGAUUCUGCAGUCUUUGUCCGAGAAAGCCAAAGUUGGAACAGAGUUCAUCCAGAGUUUAAAGUCCAUGACAGACCAAGUCCAUGGGAACUGUUUAGACUUUGAGGCCACAGUGGCAGCCCAGUGUGAUGCUUUGAUUGAUGCCAUCAAGAAGAGAAAGCAGGAGCUGUUGGUCCACGUUGCAGAGGAACGAGACCUGAAGAUCAGCAUGUUGAAGGAGCAGGCCUCUCAGUGCACCGCACUGCUACAGCGCACCACAGGGCUACUGCAUUUCUCCAUUGAAGUCCUAAAAGAAAGUGACCCAGCUUCAUUUUUACAGGUAUCCAGUGGUCUCAUCAGCCGAGUGUCCACAGCCGACCAGAACUUCAACAAAGACAUGGAGCUGACCCCGCGCAUCGCCACGGAGAUAGACUUGACCUUGGAUACUGGCCCUACCCUUCAUGCUAUCCAAACUAUGAACUUUUUUCAACUGAAAGGUACAGCAGCCGUGCUCUCAAAGUUUUCUAAUCUUUUGUGGCGAUGGCGGUCUGAUCUAGCUCACUAUGAAACUCCUGGUAAACCAAGAAUUGUACCAGAGGACUGUAGUGCUGAGAAUAACAGUGUGACCAUCGCGUGGCAACCACACAUGGGAAAUGUGGUAGAAAACUACAGCCUGGAAUUAGAUGAUGGUUGUGGAGGAGAUUUUAGGGUUGUGUAUGUUGGAAGUGAGACAAUUUGUACUGUGGAUGGCCUUCACUUUAACAGCACGUACUAUGCUCGGGUCAAGGCCACCAACAACUCUGGAGACAGUGACUACAGUGAUCCCAUCAGUCUACAAACAGCUGAAGUGGCUUGGUUUACUCUGGAUCCUUUCUCAGCUCAUCCAGACAUCCUUUUUUCAAAUGACAAUCACACAGCAACCUGCAACAGUUACGAACACCGUAUCUUGUUGGGAGGUGUAGGAUUUUCCAAAGGGGUCCAUUACUGGGAAGUGAUCAUAGAUCGAUAUGACAAACACUCUGAUCCAGCCAUUGGAAUAGCCAGGUUUGAUGUGGACAAAUGCCAGAUGUUAGGCAAGGAUGAGAAAGGAUGGAGUAUGUACAUUGAUGAUGGAAGAAGCUGGUUCAUGCACAGUGAUGAACACUCAGAGAGGACGGAUGGGGGGAUCAAAAGGGGGAGUGUGAUUGGAGUCCUGUUGGACCUAGACAGGCACAGACUCUGUUACUUUGUGGACAGUAUACCCCAUGGACCAGUAGCAUUCAAGAAUCUCCAUGGCGUCUUUUUCCCAGCCCUCAGUAUUAAUCGUAAUGUUCAAGUGACCCUUCGAACGGGUCUGGAGCCCCCAGCGGAAAGUGAAUCUGAUGAUGAGUAAUGGAAAAAUGUUUGUUCUUUUUUACUGGAAAAUCUGCCAUAUUGGUUGUGCAAUAAUUGGACGUGCUGAGAAUCAUCCAAAAGAUAUUUUUCUAGUCAAAUUUUGUUCAUGCAUGGGUGUUGCAUUUUUAACACACAAAUAUCAUGACUUUUUUUUGUGAAGAUGUGAAACAAUUUUCAUAAUCUAACCUCAUUUCUGAGAUAAAAUCUUGUUUUAGAGAAAAUGUAAAAACAGCAACGAAUCUCACUUUUUUUGUAUGGAAACUUGUAUUUGUCAUCAACAGUUAUUUUAUUUAUCUAUACAUUUUGCAAUUGUUUGAAAAUCUUUGCUCAUUACCAUCUUAUUAAAGAUCUACAAAAAGAACAUGAACAUUGUAAAACAUCUGAUCCACACAAGUGUUGGGUGGAACUGUUCAUAAUGUUAUGAUUAUUUUGAAUUGAAAUAUUUUUGGAAUCUUCGGUAAAAACUUUUCUUUUUUUUUUUACUCACCUUAUUUUUUGUUCACCUAUGAUGAAUAUAUUUCUCAAGGCAUUUGAUUUUGCAGAAUUUUCAUCAAACAAAAAAAAAAUCUUGGUACAAAAGGGUGGAAGUAAAAUCUUUAUAAUAUUGAACACUAUUUCUCAUGAUAAACAUACAUACGCGCAAGAUAUAAAGAGUGAUAUUUAUACCAAGUAUGUAAUUUUGAAAGGUCGUUCUAUUUUGCUAUGGAUGAGAUUUGCUUUUAGCAAAGCCAAAAAGAACCUUCACUGUAUAAAUAUAGCAUGAAAACCAAUGCUAUUACUGUAUGUAGAAAAAUUGCUGUGAAAGGAGUUUGUUGACUUCUUUUAGCAUGUACAUAACUAGUCUGUACAUAGCUUCAAAGAUUGUGUUGAUGUCCUUUUUUCAAACAAAAGCAUUUCAUUUAACUUUCAUAUUUUCAAAGUGCUAGGUUAAACAAUAUCAAUUGACAAUCUAUGUAAGGCCAAAGUGUUCAGUGAUUUGUUUUAUGUCUUCAGUAUUUCUUGUAAUUAAGAAGCCUGGUUUAUCCAUGCAGGCAAUUCUACUCCAGCAUGCUAGGCUCAUGGUGAGACUUUUGACUUGAUGGGGAGCUUAGGGAUGUUACCUGAGGCUCUUACUUGUAGGAAUAUUUUGAUUCAUGCUUCUCAAACAUUGAUUUCUUAGAUAAUUCUGAAUCUCAUUGAAUUGAUAUUUUCAAAUCUUUUGACCAUAUUUGAAGUCUUUGGAUUGUCUUAUUUGACUACUAAAUUCACCAUCUAUAAGCAAUAUUAUUGCUUUUUAGGAUAUAAAACAAAUAAUUUGAGAACUUUGGCCUAGAUAUGGUGCAAUAUUUACUCAGGUUGUCUCCCCUUUAUCACUGUCAUCCAAUAUUUGCCAAAAAGGACCAGAUUUUUUUUAUCAGAUAAAUCUACAUUGAGAAAGUGACAUUUAAAGGGCUUUUAAAAAUGAGAAGCUGAUAGCUGUUUAUCCUGCAGUCAUUUUAGCAAAGUGCACCUUGAUCCGAUACAAGACAUUUUUAUAUUAUUUUGAAACAUUGUGAUAUUUUUCUUUUUUUUUCUUUUUUUUUUCUUUUUUUACUUUGAACAAGUAUUUAUAGAUACAUUUGUACUUUUUAUGAUUUAUUAAUAUUUUAUUAGAUGAUCAUUUUUUAAAACAUCAUUUGUAUUCUGAAAAUGUUUACCCCAAAACUAGUUUUGUUACAGUAAUACAUUAUUAUUUUACAAUGAUAAAUAAUUGUAAUUGAUGCCUAAAUUUUUUUUGAUUUGUUACUGUUUGGAUAUUUUCUUUACACCCAUCACAGCAGUUAAGUUGUAAACUUAUGUAAAUAAUUUCUUACUGCAACAUUGAGAAUAUAAGUGGGUAAUUAUAAUUAUUUGUUUCAGCAUUUGUACUUGUGCUGUUGUACACCUUUCAUGAAAUUUUACCACUUGAUAAAAUUGAAAAGUUAAUACUAGUAUGUGGAAUUAUAGAAGUUUCUUUUUAGCUGGAAACAAUACAAAUCCUUUUGUAUGAAUCAAAUAAAAAAUGUUUAUUCUAAGCAUUUGAAUGAAUAAAUGAGUAAAUUGCCAAA
This is a messenger RNA of Saccostrea echinata, 4219 nucleotides long. Its product is annotated as E3 ubiquitin-protein ligase TRIM9-like. Lineage: Eukaryota; Metazoa; Mollusca; Bivalvia; Ostreida; Ostreidae. The transcript has 8 exons. Bases 1 to 2151 code for a protein of 716 amino acids. The record is from RefSeq and is a predicted model, not a curated record. Gene Ontology annotation, molecular function: zinc ion binding; protein binding.